CAUCAUUCCAUAUGCUAUGUUCCUCAAUUCGAUUUCGAAAUUCAAAGCAAUUCUAUUCAAUUAUAAGACAAGCCCAUUUUAAUUCACUGCCUAUUUUAUCAAUUUCUUUGAUUUCUCGGUCGAUUGAAAAAGGGUUUUUGUCUUCUGUGGCUUCAUCUGAUAAUAAUUCAAGAACGCCUCUGUUUUUGUCGGGCUUGAGAUUAGAUCGCUCAAUGGCAAGCAAUUCAAAUAACCCACAAUCAGUUCAUGAUUUCACUGUUAAGGAUGCUAAAGGGAAUGACGUUGAUUUGAGCAUUUACAAAGGAAAGGUCCUAUUAAUCGUCAAUGUUGCAUCGCAGUGCGGUCUCACCAAUUCAAAUUACACGGAAUUGACAAAGGUGUAUGAGAAGUACAAGGAUCAAGGUUUGGAGAUUCUGGCAUUUCCAUGCAAUCAGUUUGGCUCACAAGAACCUGGCACUAAUGAAGAGAUUCAACAGUUUGCUUGCACCCGAUUUAAGGCCGAGUAUCCCAUAUUUGACAAGGUUGAUGUAAAUGGUUCCAAUGCUGCUCCACUAUACAAGUUCCUCAAGUCGAGCAAAGGGGGUUUUUUGGGGGACAGUAUUAAAUGGAACUUCUCCAAAUUCCUUGUUGACAAAGAGGGGCGUGUUGUUGAUCGCUAUGCUCCCACAACAUCUCCUCUUAGCAUCGAGAAGGACAUAAAGAAGCUGCUCGAGAAGGCUUAAGCAUUAGAGCCAUCUUGUUAUGUCUUUCAGUUACUAGUAAUAAACAUCCCCUAAGCAUUAGAGCCAUCUUGUUAUGUCUUUCAGUUACUAGUAAUAAACAUCCCCUAAGCAUUAGAGCCAUCUUGUUAUGUCUUUCAGUUACUAGUAAUAAACAUCCCCUAAGCAUUAGAGCCAUCUUGUUAUGUCUUUCAGUUACUAGUAAUAAACAUCCCCUAAGCAUUAGAGCCAUCUUGUUAUGUCUUUCAGUUACUAGUAAUAAACAUCCCCUAAGCAUUAGAGCCAUCUUGUUAUGUCUUUCAGUUACUAGUAAUAAACAUCCUGAUGAGGAUGUCAAUUAGCAGUAUUAUCUUCAUGUUUUCUAUGUUAAGCGUUCAAAACUUCCAUUCUGUAUUUUGUUUAAGAUUCUUCUCUAUUAAAUAAGAGCUCGAAUAUUGUAAA
Molecule: messenger RNA, 1160 nt
Organism: Olea europaea var. sylvestris
Lineage: Eukaryota; Viridiplantae; Streptophyta; Magnoliopsida; Lamiales; Oleaceae
Product: probable phospholipid hydroperoxide glutathione peroxidase
Exons: 6
Coding region: 12-722 (236 amino acids)
Biological process (GO): response to oxidative stress
Cellular component (GO): cytosol
Molecular function (GO): glutathione peroxidase activity
Source: RefSeq, a predicted model, not a curated record